Messenger RNA from Mya arenaria, 4005 nucleotides. Its product is annotated as puromycin-sensitive aminopeptidase-like. Gene Ontology annotation, molecular function: peptide binding; metalloaminopeptidase activity; zinc ion binding. Lineage: Eukaryota; Metazoa; Mollusca; Bivalvia; Myida; Myidae. The record is from RefSeq and is a predicted model, not a curated record. The transcript has 20 exons. Gene Ontology annotation, cellular component: cytoplasm. Bases 75 to 2891 code for a protein of 938 amino acids. Gene Ontology annotation, biological process: proteolysis; peptide catabolic process.
AUAUAUUUUACUCGAGGAAACUCCACGAUAUUUUCCGUUAUUUAAGCUUGGCAUCUUGGCAAAACUUUCAAUCAAUGACAAUUUUAUCUCAAGCUUUCAAUUUUGCAAGUAGAAGAGGCAUACUUUUGCGAAAAAAACUACUUUUGACAAUACAAAGGACGUCGCCAUUUUGCCGGGCGGUGUUAGGGCUUAAAUCUCCAUCGGUUCUGCCUUCUUGUGCAACGUCCAUUUUUCCAAUUUCUAGCGUACUUUCGAUUUCAGCUCGUCAAAUAAGUUCAACAAUGGCAGCAAAGACACCCUUCGAGCGUCUCCCAACAAAUGUGGUUCCUGUGAAUUACGAUGUUACGUUGAAACCGAGUUUAAAAUCCUUCACGUUUGAAGGGUCAGAGACGAUUCAAGUGACGGUUGUUGAGCCAACCAAAGCUAUAUCGGUCAACUGUAUCGAGAUUGAAGUUAAGAGUGUGCAGUACCAGGCAGAUGGUGGAAGUGAGAUCACUGGAACCAUCGAGUACAAGAAGGAGAAUGAAAUCGCUGUCUUCACCUUUCCAGAGCAGUUGCCUGCUGGGAAAGGCAGCCUGAAGCUUACCUUCACAGGAGAGCUGAAUGAUCGGAUGAAAGGUUUCUACCGCAGCAAGUACACCGGACCAGAUGGCGAGGACAGAUAUGGGGCUGUUACUCAAUUUGAGGCAUCAGAUGCUCGCAGAUCAUUUCCUUGCUGGGAUGAACCCGCUUUAAAGGCGACAUUUGACAUCACGCUGGUGGUCCCCAAAAACAGAGUGGCUCUGUCUAAUAUGCCAGUGAUCUCUGAAACUGACGACUCAUCAGACAGCAGUCUAAAAGUUGUCAAGUAUGAUAAAACGCCGAUCAUGUCCACGUACCUUGUGGCGUACGUUGUGGGAGAGUACGACUGUGUUGAGGGGAAGGAUGAGAAUGGGGUUCUUGUACGCGUCUACACGCCCGUGGGGAAGAAAGAGCAGGGACAAUUUGCGCUGGAUGUUGCAGUGAAGACCCUGCCAUUCUACAACAAGUAUUUCAACAUUGCCUACCCAUUACCCAAGAUUGACCUCAUCGCCAUUGCUGACUUUUCUGCUGGGGCUAUGGAGAACUGGGGUCUGGUCACUUAUCGUGAAACCGCACUGUUGAUUGAUCCCAAGAACUCGUCAUCUACAGCCAAGCAGUGGGUUGCUUUGGUGGUCGGACACGAGCUUGCGCAUCAGUGGUUCGGAAAUCUGGUUACCAUGGAAUGGUGGACUCACCUGUGGCUGAAUGAAGGCUUUGCGUCCUGGAUUGAAUAUCUGUGUGUGGACCACUGCUUCCCAGAGUUUGAUAUCUGGACACAGUUUGUGAACCAGGAUCUGGGACGUGCCCUCGACCUAGACGCUCUACACACCAGCCAUCCUAUUGAGGUGCCAGUUGGGAGUCCUGAUGAGGUUGAUGAAAUCUUUGACGUGAUUUCCUACAGCAAGGGGGCGUCCGUCAUCCGCAUGCUGCACAACUAUAUUGGAGAUGAGGAUUUCCGUAAGGGUAUGAACAGCUACCUGACAAAGUAUGCGUACAAGAACACGUUCACUGAGGACCUGUGGGGGUCAUUGAGAGAGGCCAGCGGGAAACCAGUGGACAAAGUGAUGACAACAUGGACUAAACAGAUGGGAUUCCCCGUCAUUAAGGUGACGGAGAGCCAGGAUGGAAACAACCGAGUAUUGAAGCUAUCGCAGGAAAAGUUCAACGCUGAUGGCAAAACCGUGGCAGGAGAGAGCUCAGAAUGGCUAGUCCCUAUCACUAUAUCAACAUCAGACAGUCCCAACACUCCUGUGAAGUCUGUACUUCUGGAAGGACCCAGCAUGACGGUUACUCUAGAGAAUGUGAAACCAGGAGCAUGGGUCAAGUUGAACUCUGGCUCAGUAGGCAUGUACCGUGUACACUAUACAUCGGAAAUGUUGGAUGCCCUUACCCCAGCUGUACGAGACAAAACACUUCCGCCAAGAGACAGGCUCAGCCUGGAAAAUGACCUCUUUGCUCUGGCUCGUGCUGGUCUCGCCUCCUCUGUCGACGUCCUGAAAGUAACGGAGGGCUUCAUUAAUGAGGACAACUACACAGUGUGGUCCGAUCUCUCCCUCAACUUGUCAAAGAUAGCGGGAAUGCUGCAGUAUACGGAUGGCUAUGAGGCUUAUAAGGUUUAUGAACGAGCGCUGUUUGGGCCCGUGGCAAAAAGUCUGGGUUGGGAACAAAGGGAAGGAGAAGGUGUGUUGAAGUCCAUGCUUCGAGAGCUGGCGUUGGUACGUCUUGGUCGCUAUGGAGACCCUGAUAUUGUUGCCGAGGCAAGACGGAGGUUUGCCGACCACUGUGAUGGCAAGGCUGUCCUUCCUGCUGACCUCAGGUCGCCUGUGUAUGUCACAGUAUUGGUAAAUGGAGAUGAAGACAUUUUCAACAAAAUGCUGAAGCUGUAUGAUGAGGCUGACAUGCAGGAGGAAAAAGUGAGGAUAGCUCGUCUGCUGGGCUCCACAAAAGAUGAGAAACUCAUCAAGAGAACGCUCGAGUUUGCCUUGUCUGACAAGGUGCGAAGUCAGGACUCUACAUUUGUGAUAGCAGGGGUGACAGGGUCUGUGAAAGGUCGCGAGAUGGGCUGGCAGUUUGUCAAGGACAACUGGACGGAGAUUCACAAGAGAUACACUGGAGGAUUCCUGCUAGCCAGACUCUGCAAGUCAAUGACUGACGGGUUUGUAACUGAAGAAAAAGCACAAGAAGUUGAGACAUUCUUCAAAGAAAAUACUGCUCCAGGGGCGGAAAGGUCAAUCAAUCAAGCCCUGGAAAAUGUCCACCUGAAUGCCGCCUGGAUGAAAAACCAGUCAGCAAGUGUGGUGACCUUCCUCAAAGAUAGACCUGCAGCUUGAUGACCAGUCUAGAAUCCAUCAGACUUGUGUUGUGGGGGUACUUAUGAGAUCCUGUGACAAUAAUGUGGUCAGAAGUUGUUAGGGUAAAGGUAUCAAAAUAGUUCAUGAAUUUUUGUUUUUUCAAGUUUGUUGAUUUCUGUAUGUUUCUUCAAAUUCAGUAAGUACAUGUUUUUCACAAAAUAGGAAACACUAUUAAUAAAAAAAAAAUGUGGUCGUGAAAAUAGAGGGAAAUAGUUUAUAACAGCCAAUUUUGCUGAUGUGAAAUAUCUCUAAUGCAUCUAGAAUUAUUAAGAAAAUAUAAGUCAUGUAUGAAAGUACAUUUAUGGCCAUUGUUUUUGUGGUUUAUGAAUCAAAGACUGAAAGUGCUAGAGAUAUAUUUAUACACUCUUGUGUUAAAACUGGGAAGCGAUAACAUUUUCAAACGGGUCCCACCAUAUCAGAUUGAUCAUUUGUUUAGAGUUCAAUUUUCAAAAUCUAUCACCCGGCAUGAAAGAACACUGUGAAACAGACUUAACAAACUUAUUCUCCUCAUGACAUAUAAAUAUAUAAUGCAAAUGCCCAUGGUGCACAUUUUACUAAUUUUAAGUAUUGUAAUGUUUUCCAUGUGUAAAUCAAAAGACAAUGAUAUUUUGUUGGCAUCAUACAUUUAUUAUUUAUUGAAAUUAUCAUGGUAAUAGAUCAUGUCAAGCUGAAGAUUUUUUUCUUUGACUAAAUUUGGUUUAUGGUAUGAAAAAUUAUCCUAGUGGCUGAAAAUCGCCACGUCCUAUGAUGCUUAACAUGGAAGUAUCAAUUUAGCAUAGUCGCAUUGGGGUAAUACAGUUCAUAGUGUUCACAGUUCUUAAAAAUUGGCUGUUAAUGAAUAAUUUAAGCUGCAAAAUAUUAUUUGAUUAUUUAUUGCUUAUUUGGUGCAUGUUCUACAAAUUGUCAUGUAUUGUUUUUUAUAAGAAAUACUCUUGAGAGAAUUUUGAAUGAAAUUAUUUUUUUCUUAGAUUUGGACUUGCAUAAAAAUAUAUAUAUAUAUGCCAGAGAAUUUAUAUAUUUAAACUAACAAUGGUAAUGUUUUCUUUAAAUAUUUUGUUCAUUAACUUCAAAUCAUCAAUAAAGUUCUAACUCU